Molecule: messenger RNA, 3602 nt
Organism: Sturnus vulgaris (Common starling)
Lineage: Eukaryota; Metazoa; Chordata; Aves; Passeriformes; Sturnidae
Source: RefSeq, a predicted model, not a curated record
UCGGGAAUUAAUUGAGAGCUCGGUGCAGAGAUGGGGCCCCGGCGGAAAACUGUGAAAGCGAGCGCAGCCAGCAGGGAUGGGGCAGAAUCGACCAAAGCUGAGGAGCCAAAAGAUUACAUGAACCAACUCUCUCAUGAAGUGCUUUGCCACAUCUUUAGGUACCUGCCCUUGCAGGACAUCAUGUGCAUGGAGUGCCUGUCACGGAAGCUGAAGGAGGCGGUGACGCUGUACCUGCGCGUGGUCAAGGUGGUGGAUCUGUGUGCGGGGCGUUGGUGGGAGUACAUGCCCACAGGUUUCACUGAUUCCAGCUUCCUAACGCUGCUGAGGAAGAUGCCAGACAUUGAACAACUUUAUGGUCUUCAUCCCAGGUAUCUGGAAAGGCGCCGAGUCCGUGGCCACGAAGCUUUCAGCAUUCCUGGAGUUUUAGAGGCUUUGCAGGCCUGUCCAAAUUUGCUGGGUGUUGAGACCUCUCAUUUAGAGCUGGUGGAAGCUAUUUGGACAUACAUGCCCCAAGUCCACAUUUUAGGGAAGUUUCGUAAUCGUAAUGGUGCUUUUCCAAUUCCUCCUGAGAACAAGCUGAAAAUUCCUAUAGGAGCUAAAAUUCAGACUUUGCACUUAGUAGGGGUGAAUGUCCCUGAGAUUCCUUGUAUCCCAAUGCUGAGGCACCUUUAUUUGAAGUGGGUGAGACUCACCAAACCACAGCCUUUUAAAGAUUUCCUUUGUAUCAGCUUACGGGCUUUUGUCAUGAGGAACUGUGCUGGUCCCACAAACUCUCUGAAGUAUGUUCCCCUGGUGACAGGCCUGGCUUCUGCCAGGAAUCUGGAGCACUUGGAGCUGGUCCGUGUUCCAUUUCUUGGAGGACUUAUCCAGCACGUGGUAGAAGACAGCUGGAGAUCAGGUGGUUUUAGGAAUUUGCACACUAUAGUUCUGGGAGCUUGCAAGAAUGCACUUGAAGUGGAUCUUGGCUACCUCAUCAUAACUGCUGCACGAAGGUUGCACGAAGUGCGGAUCCAGCCUUCCCUGACCAAAGAUGGUGUUUUUUCUGCUUUGAAGAUGGCUGAACUGGAAUUCCCACAGUUUGAAACUCUUCACCUAGGCUACGUUGAUGAGUUUUUACUACAGUGUAAAAUGACGAGUACGGACUUGGUGAGGUACGGCUUGGCUGAGGUGGUUGAAAACCCAGGAAUUAUUACAGAUAUUGGUAUGAAAGCUGUAAAUGAAGUUUUUUCUUUCAUCAAGUAUCUGGUCAUUUACAACUGCCCACAUCUACAUAACCCAAAUAAUUGGAUCACAGACCACUCGAGGUGGACCCGCCUGGUUGACCUGACCCUGGUGAGGUGCCACGCCAUCAAACUGGACUCCUUCAGUCAGUUCAUCGAGUUACUGCCAAGCUUGGAGUUCAUUUCUCUGGAUCAGAUGUUUAGAGAGCCUCCAAAGGGCUGUGCCCGUGUGGGCCUAAGUGCAGGCACAGGAAUUGGGGUCUCCUCUGCCCUGGUGAGCAAUCAGAACUCCAACAAUGACAAUGACAACAACAACAACCACCAGAACAACAACAACAACAACCCCAACAUCCACCACAACAACCACCAGCACCCCAAUGAGCAGAACGAGGAGAACGAGCUGCACCAGGAGGGCCCUGCUGAGGAGCAGCAGAUUGGGGCAGAGGCCCUGAAUGAGAUGGAGGAGGUGGCACAGGAGGAAGGGGAGGCUGCUGGGCAGGGCCAGGAUGAGCUGCCAGCUCCCAGCCAGGCUGUUGUUCCCAUGGAGGUGGAUGAGGAGCAAGCAGGACCAAGUGGAAUUCAACCUGUUGUAAAAGCAACUCCUAUUACCAUCCAUGAUUCAGACAGUGAGGAUGAGGAGGAAAACAUGAGCACUUCCAGAGUCUGCAUCUCCAGCAGCAUUGCACAGAGUUACUCAGAUGGGGAAGAGAAGAGCAGGGAUCCCGUGGAAACCAGAGAACCUUCAGUGAGCGGCAAAGGCAAGACCCCCCUGAGGAAAAGAUGCAGCAGCAGCCACGGGGGCCAGGCCAAGCAGUUCCCCGUGGAGGAGAGCAGCUGUGAGAAGGGCUGCCAGGUGACCAGUGAGCAGAUCAAAGCUGACAUGAAAGCAGCCAGCGACAUGCCUGAGAGGAGCAAGACAAAAGAUUCCUACGGCAGCUGCGGCAACGCCCCGGCAUCCACGGCGACACCCGGCUCGUGCAGCGCUGCUUGUCCCCGCCCUGACUGUGCCCAGGCAGCCCAGGGCCACUCGGCCGCGCAGGAGUGCGGGCAGUGUGGCUGCUGUCCCUGCAGGAGGGAUGGCUGCAGUGACACGGAGCCCCAGGAGAGCUCCGUGUGUUCCCGCUGCUCCUCCAGGGCCAGGACGAGCGGGGGGUGUGAUGGGGACAGCCCCUCCACGAGUGGAGCCUGCAGGGACGGGUCAGAUUUUGCACUGGGGACGCUGCCAGACUGCGGUGGGGCUGCAGGAGAGCCUGGCGAGCACAGGACUAGUGGGAGUGCCCGUGGGGCUGGAAGGCAGGAGCAGAGCACACAGCCCCCGGGCUGGGAGCUGCACUGCAAGGAGGAGUACCCACGGAGACCCCUGACCAGGGCCAGGAGCAGACUGUCCCACGUGCCCCUGGUGUCAGAGCCAGAAGUAGCAAAGCCAAAGCCAAGGCAAACCACCAAGAGGAAAAGGACAGCUGACAAAUCCACCAGUACCAGUGACCCUGUGAUUGAGGAUGAUCAUGUCCAGGUACUGACUUUGAAAUCCAAAAACCUGGUAGGAAUCACACUGACCAACUGUGGAAUUACAGAUUUGGUGCUGAAAGACUGCCCCAAAAUGAUGUUCAUCCAUGCUACGAGGUGCCGUGUGUUGAAACACUUGAAGGUGGAAAACGCCCCCGUUGUGAAUCGCUUUGACUACGCCCAGUGCAAGAAGCUGAACAUGGAUCAGGUGCUGGAUCAGAUCCUCAGGAUGCCCCCAGAGAGGAACAGGAUCAUUUACCUUCGACCCAUGCAGCAGGUGGACACACUGAGUCUGGAGCAGAAAAUCUUCAGUGGUCCCUACCCCUACCACAUCUGCAUCAUCCACGAGUUCAGCAACCCCCCCAACGUCAGGAACAAGGUGCGGGUGCGCAGCUGGAUGGACACCAUAGCCAACAUCAACCAAGAACUGAUUAAAUACGAGUUCUUCCCUGAGGCCACCAGGACUGAAGAGGACCUGAAGAAAUACCCCAAAUACCCCUGGGGCAGAGACAUUUACACCCUGGAAGGCAUUGUGGAUGGAGCUCCCUAUUCCAUGAUCACCGAUUUUCCCUGGCUCAGGUCCCUGAGGACAGCAGAGCCCAACAGCUACGCCAGAUACGACUUCGAGGAUGAUGAGAGGACCACCAUCUAUGCCCCCAGGAGGAAGGGGCAGCUCUCAGCUGACAUCUGCAUGGAAACCAUUGGUGAGGAGAUCUCAGAGCUUCGCCAGGUCAGGAGAGGGGUGUUCCAGAGGGUCGUGGCCAUCUUCAUCCACUACUGUGAUGUCAAUGGGGAGCCUGUGGAGGAUGAUUACAUCUGAGAUUUGUCCCCAACCUGUCCUCAAUCCUUCCUUCCCUUCCCCCUGGCACUGCUGGC